Myxocyprinus asiaticus (Chinese sucker) is the source of this 1716-nucleotide messenger RNA. Its product is annotated as proheparin-binding EGF-like growth factor. NCBI's taxonomy places the organism in Eukaryota, Metazoa, Chordata, Actinopteri, Cypriniformes, Catostomidae. The transcript has 6 exons. The record is from RefSeq and is a predicted model, not a curated record. The coding region runs from base 146 to 811 and encodes 221 amino acids. Gene Ontology annotation, biological process: positive regulation of cell population proliferation; positive regulation of mitotic nuclear division; epidermal growth factor receptor signaling pathway.
UGAUUUCAGCUCGUAACGCACGAGACUCUUAACAUAGUUUCUAGCACGCGCAUUUGCGUCCAGAUCGCGGACGGUGCUGAAGGCAGGCAGCUACUGUGACACCAACUUCUGAUCUUUUAAUCUUUGGAACUAACUAAAAAGGAAUAUGGAUACAUUACGAUUUGGGGUCCUUCUUAUUCAUUGUCUCGUGUUACUCAAGGUGUGCAGUAGCGCCUCUAUGGACAGGUAUGAGAGCGCCAAACCCAGAACAACAGUGGUCAACUACUUACACACCCUUGAGGAAACACGCAGUACAGGUCACCACGAGGUGGAUAGGGUGUCGCACUUGGAUCUUUAUGAUCAGGAUGAUGAUUAUUUCUCUGGGGAUUAUGAACUCUAUCAGCCUAGAGUGGCAUUUUCCACAAAACCCAAAAAUCCGUCGAUGAUGCCCAUUACUGAGAACAAGAGAAAAGGCAGAAGGAAGGGCAAAGGAAAGGGCAAGGGCAAGGGGAGGAAGAACCCCUGCCUUGGGGAAUACAAAGACUUCUGCAUUCACGGAGUGUGUCAGUAUCUGAAGGAUUUGCACACUCAUUCUUGUGUAUGUGAAGCAGGUUAUUCAGGGGAGAGGUGCCACCUAUUCACCCUACCAGUAGCUAAGGAGGAGCAACGUUACAGCCGGACCACAGCUCUAGCUGUCAUAGCAGUGGUCUUGUCGCUCAUGUGUCUCGCCAUCAUUUGUAUUCUGCUGGCGAUUCAGUAUCACAAAAAAGGUGACAUUGAUGUGGAAAGUGAAGAAAAGUUCAAACUUGAAGCAACAUCAGUACGGCAGUGAUAAGAGGAGAAAGGACAUGUGACACGUGACCCAUGCAGGGAAAGGAUUAUGACUGAGGAUUAAACUUUUUUUUUUUUUUUUUUGUCCUGCUGGGGUUUAGCAAUCCCCACCCCCUUUCAAAAUUUUCCUACACCCCAGAUGUCCAGCAAAUGAAAUAGCUGGCAAAACUGUCAUAAAGGAUGUUUUGAACACAGGUUCAAAACAGUCCCCUUCGCUCUUCUGCACCUGGAGAACAUAUAGAAAGGACUGUGUGCUUGAAAGGAACUGAAGUACCUGAUGAAUGUAGUACAACCUUCUAGCUGCAUCAGGAUGUGCUCCAAGUUUCUUGUGUUUUUUGCUUAUUUAUUUUCAAAAGGGUGUUUCUCCAUCCCGACGGUCUAAAGUACUGUGUGAACGCCAUACUACUUCUGUAAUUAUUUAUUUAUAGUGUAUUGGUUAUUUAUUUUGAUAUGUAACAGUUGUGUUUACUGAUUGCACUGUAAGUUUUAUAAAUGUGUUUUUAAUGUACAAAUAUUUAUUGUUGAUGGAUACAAUCAAGUAACGUUCAGAGGACUGUUAUGGUUGAGUGAAGAUACAUCAGUCUAUAUCACCUAUAGAAGACCCUAUUUGUGUUGAAGUUUUUAUAACCUUAUAACUAUACUGUGAAAAUACAGACUUGCGAAGCUCUAAAAAUGCAAUCAGAGAAAUCGUGUACUGUGUGGAAAUGUCAAACACACAAGGUUUUUGUAUACUUAGUAGGUCUUUUAUAGAGUGUGUAUUACUGGGAAAGUGUUGCUUAAGUUAAAUAAAAUUGAAAAUAUUUAUCAAAGUAUUUUUACAGCUUGUUCUGUAUAAAAUAACACCAUUUCAGCGACUAAUCUCAAACAACAAUAACUAAGCAAUGUUUUACUUAAAUAAAUUCUUGU